AUGCAAUUACAUCAGAUUGCAACACAACAACCUGGAACUAUUACUUACAGAGACUUGGGAUGUUUUUGUGGGUCACAAAGGGGUUUAUGUUCAUGUUACGAACCAAAAAUCCACAAAUUCGAAUGUCCUACGACAGAAAAUAGAGGCAUUGAAGCAGCUGAUACAUUAGAUGAUAUUGAACCAUCAGAUUUAAUGAAUGUGAAUGUUGAGAUAAACCUUGAGGAACUGUCAGCGAUGAAUGAUGUAAACUUUUCAUCAAUUGGUGAUCUCACAAAGCCAAACCAAACUAACUCAGCGCUUGAAAAUGUGGACGAGGACUUUUCUUUCAUUGGAGAUUCUUCGAAACCAAAUACUAUCAAAGCCAACUCAUCGAUGGACGAGGUAAAUAGUUGUUCAAACGGAAACACUGGUAAGCCCAAUAUUAGCCAAGGCGAUUCAGCGAUGGAUGACGUGGACUUCCUUUCUGUCGGAAAGGUCAAAACGCAAAACAAUGGUGACAUUGUUAUUGAAGUCGUGGACAACACAAAGACUGCAAAAGAUAAGAUGAGCGUUAAAGAGUCAACAGUGAUGGAUUAUCUGAACAUUUCAUACACAAAUUCUACAGCUGAUAAUAAGCCGAAUGUUUUCAAAACUGACUUGGUAAAUGACAUUCAAAUGUUGGACCAAAAUACCACCAAUGAUGAGAUUAUUGUAGAGGAAACAACUGUAAUGGAACGUCCACAUAUUUCCCCUACACAUCCCGCGGAUUACACACAGACAAAUGCAGUUAGCCAGGCGAUUCAUUAUUUAAAGAGAAUUUAA
Messenger RNA from Parnassius apollo (apollo), 801 nucleotides. NCBI's taxonomy places the organism in Eukaryota, Metazoa, Arthropoda, Insecta, Lepidoptera, Papilionidae. The record is from the annotation of a GenBank genome assembly.